Molecule: messenger RNA, 780 nt
Organism: Candidula unifasciata
Lineage: Eukaryota; Metazoa; Mollusca; Gastropoda; Stylommatophora; Geomitridae
Source: the annotation of a GenBank genome assembly
AUGACGUUAAUGGAAUUUUUCGGCUGUACUUUCAUUGCCUUUGGACUGCCAUUUGCCUUGUUCAUUUUCACAAUAGCAAGAGACCCAAUGAGAGUUAUUGUUCUUAUAGCAAGUGCAUUUUUCUGGUUGAUGUCGCUGUUAUUAUCAUCAAUACUGUGGUAUGCAGUUGUGCCCCUACGAGACAAGCUAGCAUUUGGAUUAGUCUUUUCAGUAAUAUUCCAAGAGUGCUUCAGAUUUUUGUUCUACAAAACUUUAAGACGAGCAGAUGAAGGUUUGUUAAAAGUUAGCCUGCAGAACACCAGCCAACAUGUGACUCCAAAGGAUUUUUUAAACCAGCACAUUAUGGCUUAUGUUUCUGGCCUGGGAUUUGGAGUUAUUGCAGGAGCUUUCUCAAUAAUAAAUGUGCUUGCUGAUAUGUCUGGACCAGGGACCAUUGGCAUCAUGGGAGAUUCCAAAUAUUUCUUCUGGACUUCUGCCUUCCUGACGCUGUGCUUUAUUUUGCUGCACACUGUGUGGAGCGUGGUGUUCUUUGCUGCUCUGGAUAAGAAGAAUUACUCAAUUGUUGCCUGUGUGGUUGCAACUCACAUGAUGGUUUCAUGUUUGACUUUGUUGAACCAGAGAAGUAGUGAGGAGCAUUCUAUUGUCUAUUUAGGCAGCAUCAUCCCCUCUUAUGUCUGCCUGUUUGUCAUGACCGCUUUAGCUUUCAAUGCAGCCGGUGGAUCUUUUACCAAUUUGAAAGUUGCUUUUGCAUGUAGAAAGGGCCGAUAUGAGAUUGACUGA